AUGGGGAGAUUUUUCUUUUCCAGUCGAAGUGAUGAUAUUAUUAUUAGUGAUGCACAGCAUCCGCCUCCUUCGAUGAUUCUAUCAUCGUCCGAUUAUUCCUCUUCCUCCAUCGAUUGGAUUGCGUCCUCCGAGUCAUUUCGAGUGGAAGAACCCGAAGUGAUUAGUCUGACACUCUUUCGGUCGUCUACGGAUCAGAGACUUGGAGUCAAGCUCGGCAAGCGAACCAGCACUGCAAUGAUGUCUAAUACUAAGGAUUCAGAUGAAGAAUAUUUGGGAAACCAAAAUGAUGCCAAUCAUCAUCAUCUUGAUUUAAAGGAUGACGUCUAUGUCGCAGCACUCGACGAACGACAGGACAGCUUGCUGAAUCAUCCAACAAAACUGCCUAUUCAAGUGGGCGAUUUAGUGAUAUCCUUCAAUGGCAGGCUGUGCAAGUCAUUGGACUUGGAAACCCUUCAGGAGAUUAUGAGUCACGCGACUGGGGUCAUUACCAUUUGUCUUUACAAGGCAGCAAACUCUACUGAUUGCAAUGUUGAAAGAUUGGAAACAGCCAAACGAGAAAUGAUGGUGCAUCAGGCAGUCUUUGUACAACCAAAACAGCAUACUUGUCUGCCUAUGGAUCUGGACUUUGAAAGUCAAAUUGUGUCACAGCAACGCUGUUUGACCUUUGCGCAUUUGCACGGCGACAAUGAUUGGUUAUCACCCUCUUGUCUCGAGGUUGGACACAUUGUAUUGGCCAUCAAUGGAUCUUGUAGUUACAAUCUGGAGGAAGAGGAUGCCCGGUUCUUUCUACAGACAAAAUGUGAACUGGAACCUUGUGUCUCGAUCACGACUCUUGGUUACCCCAAUACUACUAAUUUCGCGAAAAAGGAUCCUGACAAUUCCGCAUCCAAGGACGGUGAAAUCCCAAUACUUGGCAAAGAGAACAAACUAUCCUCGGCACCAACAACAAAGCAAAAGAAAUUCUCGAGAAUGUGGAGCAUCAGCAACGGACUAAAGGAAACUGAAAAAGAAAAAAGACAAAGGGAGGAAAGGCAGCUUGAUUCCAAGUAUAUCCAAGAAACUACUCUCCAGAUUCGAAACAUUCUCCGCGAAGCCAAAAAUGAUCGCUCGAUUGAUGCUGCCGGAAAGUUUCCAAUGUUUUCACCCUGUCGUAAGCUAUUUCUGGCAAUGAAACAUCGUAUGGAUGCCUGUGCCAGAGAGCGAGGGACGGGAGAAGUUUAUUUCCAGCUUUAUUUGUCACUAUCAAAGAGUUUCUUGUUGGAAUACGCACGAAUUCUCAACUCGUCAUUGACUGCCGCUGCGCCAACCAAAAGGAUACUCAAAGUACGCAAGAUCAUGGGUUCGCCCUCAUCAUCAUUGUCAUCACUAUCGCCAUCAUCGUUUUUGAAAGGAAGCGAAGGCCUUUUUGGGCACGACGAAAAGAUUACGGACCACGAAAAGAACCUGUGUCACAUCUUCAACACUUCCAAGUUCUGUGUCGAUACAAUAGAACAAAUGGAAGAGAUGGUCAGAAAUACCAUUCACGACACGUACGCUGCUCAAGUUGACAUGACAUCCCAGCAAGAGACUUUUGAUGAGAUUGCCGCAAAGGCUAUGGAAUUCUUGGUAUCACUUCUCAGCAAUCAAAUUCGUGCGUGCGCAUUUGCAGACAUGACCAAACUUCCUUGGAAAAAAUGGGAUCAAGUUCAAGAUACCAACGACUAUGUCUACUCCAUUUGUCAUCAUGUCGAAUCCUACAUAUCUACUGCCGAAUGGCUCCUGUCUCCGGCAUAUUUCUGUACACUAUGCGACAAGUUGGCCAUGGACAUCAUUGAAACCUUUGAUUCCAUCAUGCUUUCGAAAUGCAAUCACACUACAACGACAGGAAAGCAGCAAUUAUUACUGGAUGUCCACACGCUAAAAUCCUUCUUUCUCGGGAAGCUCGUUGAAGAUCACAAGAAGGGCUCUCUUGUCUCUUCAUGGACCAUUUAUGAGAAAAUGGUAUCUGAAAAGUUCCAAAAGAUGGAAGCUUUGCUCAGAAUCGCAUCUGUUUCAGAAUCCGAUCUGAAGGAUUUCAUGAGUGACAUUAUCUAA
Messenger RNA from Cylindrotheca closterium, 2073 nucleotides. NCBI's taxonomy places the organism in Eukaryota, Bacillariophyta, Bacillariophyceae, Bacillariales, Bacillariaceae. The record is from the annotation of a GenBank genome assembly.